Talaromyces amestolkiae is the source of this 1155-nucleotide messenger RNA. RefSeq lists its product as uncharacterized. Gene Ontology annotation, cellular component: mitochondrion. The record is from RefSeq and is a predicted model, not a curated record. Gene Ontology annotation, molecular function: pyrimidine nucleotide transmembrane transporter activity. Lineage: Eukaryota; Fungi; Ascomycota; Eurotiomycetes; Eurotiales; Trichocomaceae. The transcript is spliced from 3 exons. The coding region runs from base 1 to 1155 and encodes 384 amino acids. Gene Ontology annotation, biological process: pyrimidine nucleotide import into mitochondrion.
AUGACCUCGUUAACUACGACCCAUGGCAGCUCUGCGCGGGCGCAUCUGCCUAAUAAGGUUCAUCUAGAAGAAGGGGCAACAGAAUCCAGAGAGAUGGGAGCCAUCACACCACAGAAGGACAACGCACCAAAAGCGAAACCUUUGGCUCAUUUCGUUGCUGGAGGAAUCGGUGGAAUGACCGCUGCCACACUGACGAGUCCCCUUGACGUCCUUAAGACCAGAUUACAAUCCGAUUUUUACCAAACUCAACUUCAAGCUUUGCGCGCUUCACAUCCCGUUCGCCCAGCUCCGCUAUUCAUCGCUCUCCCACGCAGCGCACUUGUACAUUUCAAAGAAACAUUUCAAAUUCUCCACUCUAUAUACUUGCAUGAAGGCCCUCGCGCUUUGUUCAAGGGACUUGGGCCAAAUCUUAUCGGUGUCGUACCAGCACGCGCUAUCAAUUUCUACGUCUAUGGAAACGGCAAGCGCAUCCUCAGCAAUUACUUUGGUUAUCAUGACUCGAUGACAACACCAUGGAAUAUCCACCUCGGCGCUGCCGCUAUUGCUGGCAUAGCUACUGGUACAGCAACAAACCCGAUCUGGCUCAUCAAGACCCGACUACAACUCGAUAAAUCGAACGCCGAAAGCGGCAAGGGUGGCCGACAAUAUAAGAACAGCUGGGACUGCAUCAAGCAGACGGUCAGACAUGAGGGAAUACGUGGCUUGUAUAAGGGAUUGUCAGCGUCGUAUCUCGGUGUCACCGAAAGUGCAACGCAAUGGGUUCUCUAUGAGCAGAUGAAGAUGUAUUUGGCUCGACGCGAGGCCGCAAAGGCCGCUGAUCCGAACCAUGUGCCGUCCACAUGGGACGACGUUGAGCUUUGGGGUGGUCGUCUUUUGGCUGCUGGAGCAGCGAAGUUGUUUGCGGCAGUGGCUACAUAUCCCCAUGAAGUCGUGCGUACGCGGUUGCGACAAGCACCUGUUGUGCCGGUUGCAGGUGGUAAGAUGCAGGUCAAAUAUACUGGUCUGGUUCAGUGCUUCAAGGUCGUUGCCAAAGAGGAAGGAUUGGCUGGUCUGUAUGGCGGGCUGACGCCGCAUUUGUUGCGUGUGGUACCGUCGGCAGCCAUCAUGUUCGGAAUGUACGAGGUCAUUCUACGUCUCUUCGGCACCACUUCUUAA